Molecule: messenger RNA, 1959 nt
Organism: Cornus florida
Lineage: Eukaryota; Viridiplantae; Streptophyta; Magnoliopsida; Cornales; Cornaceae
Exons: 1
Coding region: 1-1959 (652 amino acids)
Source: RefSeq, a predicted model, not a curated record
AUGAACUACGAGAACUAUGAUCCUUAUUUCCCGGACCAACCUGUGGUUGAUUUGUAUCUCCCACUAUGGGCUAACUUGCCCUCCUUCAAGUCCAAGCCAGCUUUCGUCUGGGCCGAGGACGGUUCAACCACUGUCACUAAAUGCUCAACGCUUACCUAUGCUCAGCUCAACAACUCGGUCCAGUACAUUUCUUCUCAGCUUCUUUUUCCUCUACAGAGAGGUGACACUGUUGUCAUCCUCUGCUCACCCGGGCUCGAGCUCGUAGAGCUCAUUUUUGGGUGCCAAAGAGCUGGCCUUGUGUGUGUACCCAUCAUCCCACCUGACCCUUCUUUUGCCCAAGACAAUCAUCACCACCUUGUUAGAGUUCUCUCCCAGACAAAGCCCAAAGCUGCCAUAGCAAACAGUGGCUAUAUCAAAAGUGUUCGACGAUAUGUAUCGUCCUCCUCUGCCCACAAUGUGUCCCUAUGUGGGUUGUUACAAAAGCUAAGAUGGAUAUCUAGUGAUGAUCUUAAAGAAAACAACAAUGUGGAGUACUCAAAAUGGAGUUUGUCGUCGUAUAAUGGCUGCAAACAGGACGACGUGUACUUGAUUCAGUAUACCUCUGGUGCCACCGGGAUCCCAAAGCCGGUGCUUGUGAGGGCUGGCUCGGCAGCUCACAAUGUCAGGACAGCGAGGAAGGCCUAUGAUCUUCAUCCCAAUAGUGUUAUAGUGUCUUGGUUGCCUCAGUACCAUGACUGUGGCCUAAUGUUUUUGCUGCUGACUAUUGUGUCUGGUGCAACAUGUGUGUUGACAUCACCUACUGCGUUCGUAAACCGGCCAAGGCUGUGGCUUGAGCUCAUUGCAGAGUUCAAGGCGACUUGUACUCCGGUCCCAUCAUUCACCUUGCCGCUUGUUGUGAAACGAGGUGGGGUUGAUAAAGGAAGCAAGCCAAUUAGCCUAAGGAGUAUGAAGAAUUUGAUUAUUAUCAAUGAGCCAAUUUACAAGGCAUUGGUUGAUGAGUUUGUUGACAUGUUUCGCCCUUUUGGGCUAAACCCGUUGUCUAUCUCUCCAUCUUAUGGCUUAGCAGAGAAUUGUACCUUUGUCUCUACAUCUUGGAGAAGAGAGGGCGAAAAUUUCAGUCUUCCAAGUUACAAUAAGCUCUUGCCUAGUGCAAGGCUUGGUUCGGGUACUGGCAAAGGUGAAGAAGAAGAAGAAGACGAUGUGGAUAUUAUUGUGGUGAAUGAAGACACACAUGAGCCAGCGGAGGAUGAGGUUGAAGGAGAAAUAUGGGUUUCAUCUCCGAGCAACGCCUCUGGCUACCUCGGACACCCUUCUUUAACUCGAGAGGUGUUCCAAGGGAGGCUCAACAACAAGGUGAGCAGAUGCUUUGUCCGGACCGGUGACAGGGGAAUUGUGAGAGGAGAAGAAAGGUAUCUUUUUGUGAUUGGCCGAUGUCCGGACAUUAUUAAGCUCCAAAAUGGGAAAGAAACACAUCCUCAUUAUAUAGAGACUGCAGCCUAUAACAGUUGUCCACAGUUCCUAAGAGGAGGUUGCCUUGCAGCUUUCGAGAUUUCAAGAACUUUACUACUUGUUGCAGAGCUGCAGAGAACUGGAGGAGAGAUUAGGGUUUUGAGGAAGGUAUGUGAGGGAAUAAGAAAAGCUGUUUUGAAGGAAGAAAAUGUUGAUGUUGGAUUGGUCCUUCUUGUUAAGAGUGGAAGUGUUCCCAAGACUAGUUCAGGGAAGAUACAAAGAUGGGCAGCUAAGAAUAAGCUUUUGGAGGGUGAAAUGAAGCUUGUAAUGCAAAUGCAGUUUGGUGAUCAUUGUCACAAUUCGACGUCGUUGGCGAGGAUCAUAAGCUAUGCAAAUGAGGACAAAGGGGGAGGUGAAGAUAAGGGAAAGAAAAUAGUUGCUGAAGAUACAGGACUCUCUCUUUCACUCUCAAAUGCACCAAUUCAUUUGUCCUUGGUCUCUUCUCUUUAG